AUGCUUGGCUGGAUUAAGCGCCUAAUUAGGAUGGUUUUUCAACAGGUUGGAGUAAGCAUGCAAUCGGUACUUUGGUCUGGGAAGCCAUAUGGUUCAUCUCGAAGUAUCGUAAGGAAAAUUGGUACUAAUUUAUCUCUGAUCCAGUGUCCGAGAGUUCAGUUUCAGCUUACCAGCCCUACAACAGAAUGGAGCCCUAGCCAUCCAGGAGAGGAUGCAGUGGUGUCUUUUGCUGAUGUUGGAUGGGUAGCCAACGAAGAAGAGUGUUCAACAAGACGAAGGACAGAGGUCAGAUCAAGGCAGCCCCUUCAGGAUGGCCUGCCUUUCUUUGAGAAGCCGCCAAGCAGGGAGCUUUCCUUACCAAACCUGUCUCCAGAAGAGCCUCAAAUGAAGACAGCACUGGCAAAUGAGGAAGCACUACAGAAGAUCUGUGCCCUUGAAAAUGAACUUGCUGCUCUCAGAGCUCAGAUUGCCAAAAUUGUGACCCUGCAAGAACAGCAAAAUCUCAUUGCAGGUGAUUUAGAUUCGACCACAUCCGUUACUACGGCCCCACCCUCUGUCCCACCACCUCCCCCGCCCCUCCCCACACCAGGGCUCCACCAAAGUGUAUCUGCUAUUGACCUGAUAAAAGAACGAAGAGAGAAAAAAGCCUGUGCUGGAAAGACUCAGGUUAAGAGCAGGCCAAAGAAACCGGAUAUGCCAAAUAUGCUAGAGAUCCUUAAAGAUAUGAACAGUGUAAAACUUCGGUCAGUAAAAAGGUCAGAACAGGAUCUAAAGCCCAAACCUGUGGAUGCUACCGACCCUGCUGCCCUCAUAGCAGAGGCUCUGAAAAAGAAAUUUGCCUUUCGAUAUCGAAGUGAUAGUCAAGGUGAAGUUGAAAAAGGAAUUCCAAAGUCUGAAUCAGAGGCCACCUCAGAAACAGUGUUGUUUGGGCCGCACAUGUUGAAGUCUACAGGAAAAAUGAAGGCUUUGAUUGAAAAUGUUUCAACUUAA
Molecule: messenger RNA, 990 nt
Organism: Puma concolor (puma)
Lineage: Eukaryota; Metazoa; Chordata; Mammalia; Carnivora; Felidae
Gene: MTFR1
Product: mitochondrial fission regulator 1
Biological process (GO): mitochondrial fission; aerobic respiration
Cellular component (GO): mitochondrion
Source: RefSeq, a predicted model, not a curated record